This is a messenger RNA of Aspergillus tanneri, 3747 nucleotides long. Its product is annotated as ABC transporter ATP-binding protein. Gene Ontology annotation, biological process: transmembrane transport. The record is from RefSeq and is a predicted model, not a curated record. Bases 1 to 3747 code for a protein of 1248 amino acids. The transcript has 7 exons. Gene Ontology annotation, cellular component: membrane. Gene Ontology annotation, molecular function: ABC-type transporter activity; ATP binding; ATP hydrolysis activity. Lineage: Eukaryota; Fungi; Ascomycota; Eurotiomycetes; Eurotiales; Aspergillaceae.
AUGCCGGAGAGGUCGAAAGAGCUUCACGUGAAGCCCAAGGAGCCAGAGGCCUCUCAGAAGGAUGGAGGGCUGAAGAGCUAUCUGAGGGUCUUCGCCUAUACCGACAGCUUCGGUUGGUUUCUCAACAUCAUGGCCUUGAUUGGCACCAUCGGCGCAGGCAGUGCGUUGCCCCUGAUGGACCUGGUCCUGGGCAAGAUGAUCACCAUAUUCAAUGAUCACUCGAUGGGAGCUGAUUCUUCCUCAAAAUUUCAGUCCAAGCUAAACAAAUUCACUCUUUAUUUCGUCUAUCUCUUUAUAGGCAAGUUUGGCCUGGUAUAUAUCUGGACGCUGUCACUAUCGAUCUCAUCUCUUCGGACUACGAAAGCGUUGCGAAUUGCCUUCCUUACUCGCCUUCUUCAACAGGAUAUUGCUUAUUUUGAUUCCAACGAGGGUGGUUCCCCCGUCGUGCAGGUCACCACGAACACCAACCUAGUUAAUCAAGGGAUUUCGGAGAAACUUGGCUUUGCCAUCCAAGGGACGGCGACCUUUGUGGCAGCCUUCAUCGUGGCCUUCACGGUGCAGUGGAAAUUAACCUUGAUCACAAUCUGCAUUGUGCCUGUUAUAAUGGUGGUCACGUCGGUGUGUGCCGAUCUUCUCGUUAAACAGGAGAAUAAAAUCCUCCGUGUCGAUGCUGAAGCUGGGUCGUUAGCCGAGGAGAUUUUGGCAAGUAUGAAGACAGUCCAUGCCUUUUCCGCUUUUGCCAAAUUGACUGCCAAGUACGAGAGUAUGGCUGCUGAAUCGAAGCGUAUGGGGUUGUCCCAGUCAUUAAACAUGGCAAUUCUCUACUCGGCUGAAUUUUUCUGUGUUUAUGCGGGGUAUGGACUUGCUUUCUGGCAGGGCGUUCGCAUGUAUGCGAGAGGAGAGAUUACGGAGGCCGGAACUGUCGUUACCGUUAUUUUCGCUGUCAUUGUGGCUGCCACGGCGAUGACCCAGAUUGCUCCUCAGAUUAUACAGGUAACCAAGGCCGCUUCGGCCGCCCAGGAAAUCUGGGCCGUUAUAGAUCGCGAACCCGCCAUCGACGGAUUGUCGCCCGACGGCAUUCGACCAAAGUCAUGUGAAGGAAAUAUCGUGUUCUCGGACGUGUCAUUUGCGUAUCCCAGUCGCCCGGAGGUAACGGUGCUGGAGAAGUUUACGCUAGAGGUUCCCGCCAACAAGACUACUGCGUUGGUUGGUCCCAGCGGAUCGGGCAAAAGCACGGUAACAGGGUUGCUGGAACGAUGGUACAACCCCCUGGGCGGAUCUAUAACCCUCGAUGGACGGAAAAUCAAGGAUCUGAAUAUCCAGUGGUUGCGGACUAAUCUCCGAAUCGUGCAGCAGGAACCAACGCUCUUCAACGGAACAGUGUUUGAAAAUGUGGCUUAUGGUCUUGCAGGAACAGAAUACUUGAAUGCUUCUAGGGAGGAGCAGCUCGAACGGGUCAAGCGCGCAUGCAAAGCAGCUUAUGCCCAUGACUUCAUCGAAGGGCUGCCUGAAAAAUAUGAUACUCAGGUUGGAGAGCGGGCCACCAUGUUGUCUGGGGGUCAGAAACAGCGUAUUGCUAUUGCCCGCAGCAUUGUAUCGGACCCCAAGGUUUUAAUUCUCGAUGAAGCAACUAGUGCCCUAGAUCCGAAAGCCGAGAAGAUCGUGCAGGAGGCGUUGGACAAUGUCUCAGCAUCCCGCACGACUAUCACUAUCGCACACAAGCUGUCCACAAUCAAGAAGGCGGACCAAAUUAUUGUCUUGUCCCAAGGUCGGGUUGUUGAGAAAGGCACCCACGAUGAGCUCAGUGCAGCCGGUGGAGCUUAUCACCGACUGAUCAAAGCGCAAGAUCUUGGCAGUGUCAGAUCCGGUGACAGUGCUCCCCAGGCAGAGGAGCCUAUCGCCACUAUCCAUUCUGUACAGACGGUUAGUGAAAAGGAUGCUGGGGUUGUACAGGACAUUGAAGCUCCUUCACCUCGCAGCCAAAGCCUGAUACGCUGUUUGUUUAUCCUCUUUGUGGAGAGGCGCGAUUUAUGGCCUCAUUUCUUUAUUGUACUCGUCGCCUGCGUCAUGGGAGGAGCAACAUACCCGGUACUCGCCUUUAUCUUUUCCAGAAUAUUGGAUGUAUUUCAAGAACAAUCCAAAAACGAGAUGGUUAAGAAAGGCGAUUUCUACGCCCUCAUGUUCUUUGUGCUUGCCCUUGUUAUUUUCGUCGUUUAUGCGACUCUGGGAUGGGUCACCAACGUUAUAGCAACGUCUAUCGUGUAUAUUUACCGUCUCCAGAUGUUCAAGAGCUAUCUUCGACAGGACUUGACAUUCUACGAUCAACCGGAACAUACGACUGGGGGUUUAGUGUCUCAUUUGUCCACCAAGCCCACCAGCCUUCAGGAGCUCUUGGGCUUUAAUGUCAGUAUUAUUAUCAUUGCCAUUGUUAAUAUUCUGUCCAGCUCUAUUCUUGCUAUCUCAGUUGGAUGGAAGUUGGGGUUGGUCGUGCUGGCUGGCGCCCUGAUUCCUAUGGUCUUUUGCGGCUACCUCCGCAUCCGCCUCGAGUUCAUGUUGGAAGAAGGUGUUUCAAAUCGAUUUUCUCAGAGUGCUGCAUUGGCCGGGGAGGCCGUCUCAGCGAUUCGCACUGUGGCAUCACUGGCAAUCGAGCCAGUGGUCCUUGCCCGGUAUACUGAGAAGCUAGCCGGGAUCGAGCGCCGGUCCAUAAAGACAUUUAUUUGGACAACAUUCUGGUUGUCUCUCACACAAUCCCUGUCAUUUCUAUCCAUGGCUCUGAGCUUUUGGUACGGAGGACGCCUGUUAUCUACCGGGGAGUACUCCUCGGCGCGACUGUACAUUGUCGUUAUCGGAGCCAUCCUAUCCGGAGAGGCAGCGGCAUCAUUUUUCAUGUUCACCACUAGCUUUACCAAGGGCCAGGGAGCUUGUAACUACAUUUUCUGGCUUCGGUCCCUGAUACCUAAUGUGCGCGACGGCGAUUCUGACGCCCCGGCCUCUGGUGGCGCAGUGCAGAUGGCGCUACAGAAUGUGGAAUUCCGCUAUCCGACACGACCGAAUCGGCCAGUGCUGAAGCAGUUGGAUGUAGAGAUCAAGCCUGGCCAAAUGGUGGCUUUCGUUGGUCCUUCAGGCCAUGGGAAGUCCAGCCUGAUCUCCCUCCUUGAACGAUACUACAAUCCCACCUCUGGCUGUAUCCGCUUCGACGGGUCAGACAUUUCACAGAUGAACCUCGCUUCGUACCGACGCCAUCUGUCCCUGGUACAACAGGAGCCGGUCCUCUAUCAGGGCACCAUUCGCGACAACAUCGCCCUCGGCCUGGAAACGGAAGCCACAGAUGAUCAGAUCUAUGAGGCCUGUCGACAAGCGAACGUGUUUGACUUUGUAUCUUCCUUGCCUGAUGGGUUGUCCACCGCGUGUGGCUCAAAGGGAAGUCUAUUCUCUGGCGGACAACGCCAGCGCCUGGCGAUUGCGCGUGCUCUUAUACGACGGCCACGGUUGCUCCUCCUGGACGAAGCCACCUCGGCAUUGGACACGGAAAGUGAGAAGAUUGUCCAGGCCGCGUUGGAUAAGGCUAAAGAAGGCCGGACGACGAUUGCGAUUGCUCACCGUCUGUCGACGAUCAAGCACUCUGACUGCAUCUUCGUACUAGUGGACGGCCGUAUCCGGGAGCACGGCACUCAUCACCAGCUACUGCAGCUGCGAGGGAUCUACUACGAGAUGUGUCUGGGACAGGCACUGGACCAGGCAACGUGA